Messenger RNA from Coccidioides immitis RS, 870 nucleotides. RefSeq names its product nudix/MutT family protein. Bases 1 to 477 code for a protein of 158 amino acids. Gene Ontology annotation, cellular component: cytoplasm; nucleus. Gene Ontology annotation, molecular function: endopolyphosphatase activity; diphosphoinositol-polyphosphate diphosphatase activity; bis(5'-adenosyl)-pentaphosphatase activity. The transcript has 2 exons. Gene Ontology annotation, biological process: diphosphoinositol polyphosphate metabolic process; diadenosine hexaphosphate catabolic process; adenosine 5'-(hexahydrogen pentaphosphate) catabolic process. The record is from RefSeq and is a predicted model, not a curated record. NCBI's taxonomy places the organism in Eukaryota, Fungi, Ascomycota, Eurotiomycetes, Onygenales, Onygenaceae.
AUGGCACAAACCCGCACUAUGGAGUCCCGAACUGGGCGAACAAACCAGCGUUACGGCACCAAUGGCGAGAGACUCGUCGCCGGCGUCGUGCCCAUGUCCCCCGACAAGUCAAAGGUCCUCUUGAUACAAUCCGCGCGGCCCGGAGGUUGGGUUCUCCCCAAGGGUGGAUGGGAGCUGGACGAAGAAUCCGCACAGCAGGCGGCAUGUCGUGAGGCCUGGGAGGAAGCUGGUGUGGUCUGCACCGUCCUCCGCGACCUGGGCGUGAUCAGCGACAUGCGCACGCCUGCCCAGGUUACCGCGAAGGCCCCCAAGGUACAAUACCAGUUCUUCGAGGUCCGUGUGGACCGCGAGGAGGCUCAGUGGCCGGAAAUGCACAAACGCAAGCGGCAAUGGGUCACGUAUGCACAGGCAGCUGCGGCUCUUACAAACCGGCCUGAGCUGCUGGAGGCUCUAAAUCGGAGCUCCAUCAAACGAUAGGUGUUGUGCUCAGUCUGUGCCGUCCAUUCCUUGGUCCUUUAUUCGCCCUAUUCGGCUUGCACCUUUCCAUCCCAUCUUGCGUUGCGUGAUGUAGCCAUUUUGGGGGGUAUGUGUGGGUGCGACCUGCGGAUGGCGUAUCAUGAGAACGUGACCAUAUACAUUGGCUGCCAUUUCUUUCGGCCUCAUUUUUCUUUUCCUACGCGAAAUUACCGCCUUCAAAAAGUUCAUUUACGACAUCAUCUAGCGUUUUUUUGUUUUGCGACCUUCGCCACGGGCAUUUCCCGGUCCCCUUUUCGAGAUGCACACCACAUUGCGAAUCGAAGCUCACAACCCGCCUUGAAAGUCUAGGUGCCAUUCAGCGAUUCAUAUCAUAAUUUGAUUAUCCAUAACCAA